Molecule: messenger RNA, 1213 nt
Organism: Mucor mucedo
Lineage: Eukaryota; Fungi; Mucoromycota; Mucoromycetes; Mucorales; Mucoraceae
Exons: 9
Coding region: 48-989 (313 amino acids)
Biological process (GO): cytoplasmic stress granule assembly; regulation of mRNA stability; nuclear-transcribed mRNA catabolic process, nonsense-mediated decay
Cellular component (GO): cytoplasmic stress granule
Molecular function (GO): mRNA binding
Source: RefSeq, a predicted model, not a curated record
AAAAAAGACUUUUUUAAACUUCACCUUUUCGAUUUUUAAAAAAAUAAAUGUCUUCCACCACUACAAUCUAUGUUGGUAACCUUGACCAAAGAGUGACUGAUACAAUGUUACUUGAAUACUUUGCUCCUAUGGGCUCUGUAGCUAACAUCAAGAUUGUCGCUAUGCAUAGACAUGGCCCUUUCCCUAGUGUCAAUUAUGGCUUUGUCGAAUAUGUUGAACCCCAAGCCGCUGACAGCGCCAUUCAGGAAUUGAAUGGAUGUAAGGUUUUAGACUACGAGAUCAAAGUUAAUUGGGCUCAACAAGGACAACAACUUACAAAGGAAGAAGCUCCCAGCCAUUUCCAAAUCUUUAUUGGUGAUCUUGCUCCCGAGAUUACCGACGAUUUACUGUCCCAAGCUUUCGGUGUUUUUGGAACGAUGGUAAAUGCUCAUGUCAUGAGAGAUACAAUGUCCGGUAACUCUAGAGGUUUUGGUUUUGUUGCCUUCCGUGAAAAGGCUGAUGCCGAUCAAGCAAUCGCUUCUAUGAACGGUGAGAUGGUUGGUUCUCGUAAUAUUCGUGUUAAUUGGGCUACCCAAAAGAGUCAAUCUGAUACUCCCCCUCCUCGUCCCGGGCAACAACUUCCUUACGAGACUGUUCUCCAACAAACUCCUGCCUAUGUUACUAGCGUUUACGUCGGUAACUUGCCACCUAACACCACUGAUAAUGAUUUAUUGCAACCUUUCCAAAGAUUCGGCUUCAUCCAAGAAGUCAAGUUACAAGCCGAUAGAGGUUUCGCAUUCGUCAAAUUGGACACACAUCAAAAUGCCGCAAACUCGAUUGUUCAUUUACAAGGUAUGAAUGUUAACGGUCGCGAAGCAAAGUUAUCUUGGGGUAAGGAUCGUGCUCCCUCUAACUGGCCUGUAUAUAACAGCGGCUAUAACAAUGGCGGACAACAGCAACAACAACAACGUCAACAAAGUAACAACUGGCGCCAAGAUAAUAGAAACUAAAAAACCAAAAAAAAAAACUCCAAUAUAUAUAUUUAAUUUAGUGUUCUCAUCCCUUUUUUUUUAUAUGCAGUCUUUCCUAUCAUAUCUUAUCAACUUUAACAACCACAUCAUGCCAUCCACAUUAUUACUUUUUUUCCUUUACCUCUCUUUUCCUAUAUCGAAAUGAAAUAAUGUAUUAUAAUUGAAUUUAAUAAAAAGAAGCAGAAAAAAAAAUUACUCUCGUA